Molecule: messenger RNA, 3651 nt
Organism: Haemorhous mexicanus (house finch)
Lineage: Eukaryota; Metazoa; Chordata; Aves; Passeriformes; Fringillidae
Gene: CDK16
Product: cyclin dependent kinase 16
Exons: 18
Biological process (GO): neuron projection development; protein phosphorylation; exocytosis
Cellular component (GO): synaptic vesicle; cytoplasm; nucleus
Molecular function (GO): ATP binding; protein kinase activity
Source: RefSeq, a predicted model, not a curated record
UUGGCUCCGCCCCCGCCGCCAUCUUGCGCCGCCGCCGCCGCCGCCGCUCCCGCCGCUCCCUCCCGGCCCGGCCCGGCCCGGCCCCACCGGAGCCCCCGCGGGGUCGGGCCCGGCCCCGCCAUGGCCGAGGAUUUCUGGGAGGCUCCGCGCCGCUGAGCCGGGCAGGGCCAUGGACCGGAUGAAGAAGAUCAAGCGGCAGCUGUCCAUGACGCUGCGGGGGGGCCGCGCCCCCGACAAGGGCCUGGGGGACCCCCGAGACGGCGCCGGCAGCGACAGCGAGCCGGGGGGGGACGAGGCCCGGAUGGGGUCGGACGGGGAGAGCGACCCCCCCUCGGGGACAUCCUCGGAGGAGGUGGCGUCACCCGUGAGGCUGCGGCAGCACCCGCGGCACGGAGCCUGCGAGGAUGUCACCAAGCGCCUGUCCCUGCCCGCUGACAUCCGCCUGCCUGAGGGGGGGAUUACUGGGGCCUGAACUGGGAGGGCACUGGGAGCACGGCCCCUGAGCCGCCGCCUGCGCCCCCCCUCCCCUCUCCACCAGUCGGAAAUCGGCUUCGGGAAGUUGGAGACCUACGUGAAACUGGACAAACUGGGAGAGGGUACCUACGCCACGGUGUACAAGGGCCGCAGCAAGCUGACCGAGAACCUGGUGGCGCUGAAGGAAAUCCGGCUGGAGCACGAGGAGGGGGCGCCCUGCACGGCCAUCCGCGAGGUGUCCCUGCUGCGGGAUCUCAAGCACGCCAACGUGGUGACGCUGCACGACAUCGUGCACACGCCGCAGUGCCUGACGCUGGUCUUCGAGUACCUGGACAGGGACCUGAAGCAGUACCUGGACGAUUGUGGGAACGUCAUCAGCAUGCACAACGUCAGGCUGUUCCUGUUCCAGCUCCUGCGGGGUCUCGCCUUCUGCCACCGCCACAAGGUUCUGCACCGCGACCUCAAACCCCAGAACCUCCUGCUCAGCCGCCGGGGGGACCUCAAACUGGCAGAUUUCGGCCUGGCCCGUGCCAAGUCCAUCCCCACCAAGACGUUCUCGAGCGAGGUGGUGACGCUGUGGUACCGCCCGCCCGACAUCCUGCUGGGCUCCACCGAGUACAGCACCCAGAUCGACAUGUGGGGGGUCGGCUGCAUCUUCUCAGAGAUGGUGACGGGGCGGCCGCUGUUUCCCGGGGCCACCGUGGAGGAGCAGCUGCACUUCAUCUUCCGCCUGCUCGGGACCCCGACGGAGGAGACGUGGCCGGGCAUCGGUGCCAACGCCGAGUUCCGGGCACACAAAUACCCCCUGUACCCCCCGGAGGGGCUGCGGCAGCACGCGCCACGGUUGGACCAGGACGGCGCCGACCUCCUGGGGCAGCUGCUGCAGUUUGAGGGGCGGCGGCGGCUGCCGGCGGCGGAGGCCAUGGGACACGCCUUCUUCAGCUGCCUGGGGCCGCGCGUCAGCGCCCUGCCCGACACCACAUCCAUCUUUGCGCUGAAGGAGAUCCAGCUGCAGAAGGAGCCGGGGCUGCGAACGGGGCCCCUGCCCCCCACAGGUUCUUCCGCCUUCCGGGUGCUCGACACUGAAUUCUGAUGUUGAGCAGCCCCCGGACUGCUGCUGCGCCCCCCAGGACCCCCCAGAUUCGGGGCUGGGGUCCCCCCAAAAAACCUCCAGGACUCUGGGGACACCCCAAAACUCUUCGUGGGGUGGUGGGGGGGGGUCCUUGGACUGCUGACCCCCCCCCCCAAAAAAAUCCCCCCCACCCCCCAAGGAACUGCUGCUUGAUUUUGGGGGGGGGGGGUUUCGCGUGGGACCCGCAUUGUGGGGGGGUCUGGGGGGGAAUUUGGGGUCCCCCCCCAUUUUUUGGGGUCCCCCCCCAUUUUCUGGGGUCCCCCCCCCAUUUUUUGGGGGGGUUCUUCCCCCCCCCAGCCCCAAUUUACGUCGAGUUUUAUUUUUUCAAGGCAAUAUUAUAAAUCAGAGUCUAUAUCGGCCCCUCCCCCCCGGGGCGGGGCCUGAGGGGGAGGGGCCUAAAAAGGGGUGGGGCCGUUUGGGCAGUGGGGGAGGGGAGCUUACUCAGAGGUUACUCCAGGGUUACUCGGGGCUGCGGUGGCUCCUGGGAGGUUCCCCUGCAAGGCUUGGCCUGGGUUACUCCAGGGUUACUCAGACUUUACUCCCAGGUUUGACUCAUUUCACUCCGUGGUUACUCCAGGGUUACUCAGACUUUGCUCCCAGGUUUGACUCACUUCACUCCGUGGUUACUCCAGGGUUACUCAGACUUUACUCCCAGCUUUGACUCACUUCACUCCAGGGUUACACAGACUUUGCUCCCAGGUUUGACUCACUUCACUCCAGGGUUACUCCAGGGUUACACAGACUUUACUCCAAGGCAGCUCAGGCCCAGCUCUGGGCCACCCCUGCCCUACUCCAGCCUUACUCCAGGGUUACUCAGCCUCCUCUCUCUGACGUUGUUCUCUGCUCCUGCUCUCGGUUACUCCUGAGUUACUCCAGAGUUACUCCAGGUUCUUACUCUGCUCUUACGCCGAGUUUGCUCCAGACUCGAUUCCUACUCAGACUUUACUCCAGGGUUUCUCACGGCCAGGGUGGGGCCUUUACUCAGCUCUUACUCCAGGCUGCUCCUGGAGAUCCUUACUCUGAGUUUACUCUGAGUUUACUCAGCCUUUGAGGGACUCUGGACUUGCAGGCAGAACUUACUCCAGACUUACUCAGCUCCUCACUCCGGCCUUGCUCAGCUCCCCCUUUUUGGGUUGUUUUGGGUCCUUUUUGCGCUACUCACACCUUACUCACACCUCACUCCGGGUGCUUGGAUCCUCUUUGCCUUUGCCUUGCGCUUACUCCGCCCUUACUCAGCGCUUCCGCGCUCGCUCAGCCCCUGCUCGGAGCUUACUCAGAGCUUACUCAGCCUUUGAACGGACGUUGCUCCGCCUUUACUCAGAGGUUGCUCGGCCUUUACUCAGAGGUUACUCAGCCCUCUUAACAGACGUGACUCAGCCUUCACUCAGAGGUUUCUCAGAAGUUGCCCAGUCUUUACUCGGAAGUUACUCAGCCCUUGGACAGACAUUACUCACCGUUCACUCCGGAAUUACUCACAGCCCACCCACAGGGGACACCUCUCCUCUCACUGGCUACUCCGAUGUUACGCCCACUUUACCCCGAGGUUACUCUGGGGUCACUCCUACACUACUCCAGGGUUACUCCGAGGGGGUGUUUUACUCCAGGGUUACUCUCACUUUACCCCGAGGUUACUCUGGGUCACUCCUACACUACUCCAGGGUUACUCCGAGGGGGUGUUUUACUCCGGGGUUACUCUCACUUUACCCCGAGGUUACUCUGGGGUUCCUCUCACCUUACUCUGGUUUUACUCCGAGGUUCCUCCCCCAGCCUCACUCAGGACCGCCCCCUCCCCUCCCCAAUGGGGGCGGGGCUUUGCUCGGCAGGGGGCGGGGUCUCUGUGGCCCCGCCCUCACCCUGGGAAGGUGGGGGAGGGGCGGGGCGAGCCCCGGACCGCGAUCGGGGAAGGGGGGGGAGGGGCACGGAGCCUGUUGGGGGGAGGGGCCGGGUAAGCCCCACCCCCCUUCAUGACGUCACGGGGAAAGGGGCGGGGCCGCGGCGUUUCGGCUGUAACGGGACCGAACCAUUAAAACCUCCCCGGGAGCGGC